Molecule: messenger RNA, 688 nt
Organism: Amborella trichopoda
Lineage: Eukaryota; Viridiplantae; Streptophyta; Magnoliopsida; Amborellales; Amborellaceae
Product: photosystem I subunit O
Source: RefSeq, a predicted model, not a curated record
AAAACCCAUCUAAUGGCCAUACCACAUUAGCCAGCGUAGGGAGAGAAGAAAUUGCAGCAAUGGCAACAAAUUCUCUCAUAACACCAGUUGCAGGCUUGGGAACCUCAUCUUUCUCUCCAUCUAGGAACCCAACUAAGCUCAAUCUUUCAUCUGGUUUCUUAAGUUCCAGAGCUACUGCAAACCCCUUUAGUAGAGCAACAAGGUCUAAAGGAAGGUUCUCGUGCUUUAAGGGAGACUGGCUUCGAACGGAUCUGAAUGUUAUAGGGUUUGGGUUGAUUGGGUGGAUUGCACCAUCAAGCGUACCAGUCAUUAAUGGGAAGAGCUUAACCGGUCUUUUCUUCGAGAGCAUUGGUUCUGAACUGGCUCAUUGGCCUACGGGCCCUGCUCUUACUUCCCAGUUCUGGCUGUGGAUGAUUUGCUGGCACUUUGGUCUGUUCCUCUGCCUUACAUUUGGCCAGAUCGGUUUUAAGGGAAGGAACGAGUACUUUUGAAUUGAAGUCUUGUACAUUUCGGAUUAUUUCUGCUCUUACCUCUCCUUGCUUUGCCAUGCCAUCCUGUAAUUCCGUGUUGUAAUUUUCUCUAAGCUUGUUCAUAUGUAAUUUUAAUGGACAUUGAAGUACGAUAUUAUCAAUUCUUAAAAUGAUUAGAGUCUAAAUACUAUUAAGCCAAUCGUUUAGAUUUCCUAUUA